Messenger RNA from Harpegnathos saltator (Jerdon's jumping ant), 2782 nucleotides. It is a transcript of the gene Zip99C, whose product is annotated as Zinc transporter Zip99C. Lineage: Eukaryota; Metazoa; Arthropoda; Insecta; Hymenoptera; Formicidae. Gene Ontology annotation, molecular function: zinc ion transmembrane transporter activity. The transcript is spliced from 5 exons. Gene Ontology annotation, cellular component: membrane. Gene Ontology annotation, biological process: zinc ion transmembrane transport; intracellular zinc ion homeostasis. The coding region runs from base 1140 to 2507 and encodes 455 amino acids. The record is from RefSeq and is a predicted model, not a curated record.
GUGCCUCUCCAUGCCUCUUCUGACUAACCCCACGUCACGGUGACGUCGCUUUUACCGCCCUCCUGCCGUCGGCCUCGACAACAUCCGCAUCCUCCUUCGUCGUUCGUCGCGUCGUUCGUUCUCUCUCGUCGUGCGCUGGCAGACAACGCAGCGACGGUUAUAAAAGCCACCGCUCACGGCGCGGCGCGCAUCAGUCGUUCGGUCGGUUGCGGUGCAGAUUAGUGAUUGUAUUUCAACGAAGGGAGCGAUUUCACAAGAGAGACGCAGUGUAUACCAUACACUUUCACGUGCACGCACGCACGCGCAUACACACACACACACACACACGUGCGUGCGCGCGCGCGCUCGAAGCAUUGUGACGAAACCGAUCGUGAGAAGAAGCAUACAGCGCAGAUAGAAGAGAGCGAGGCAGGAUAUAUAGUGUGCUGCACUAAGCGCGACGACGACGAUCUUCGCGCGUCUCCGAGAUCACGCUCGCAUGGCAUUCGGCGCACCAGGACGGCGGUGGCCUCGUACGCGUGUCGACAGGGCGCUAUGAAGUAACACGACGAGAGCACGAGCAGGUCGACGAAGUGGCGGCGACGGCGGCGGCGAAGACGACAACGUCCUGAUUCCAAGCGUCCGCGCUCAGUCCUCAGUGUAGGCUAGCCGGUCGCUCGGCGGUCGUUGUCUCAACAUCGACAUCGCGACACAAUAACUAUAACCUUCUCAAUUCGGCGAACGAAUGCUUACACGCGAGCGUACAUCGACGACGAAGACCGGUGCUGCACUGGCUACUCCUUCUCUCCACUUGCGUGUAAUCUAGACGGCGGCACGCGUCUUCGAGCACGUCGUCGUGAUAACAUCGUCUUCCACGAGGUGUGCGCGCUGUCCUCAGUCUCGACGACCAGGACUGAUCUCGUUGUCGCGCGCGCAGAGACAACGAGGAGGUUAGCCGCGGCGGAGAGCGAACGCUCUCGACUUUCCUCAACGCGGCUUGGACGCGGCACACGGUCGCACGCGUCAUCUCCGUCGGCAAAGGCCUCUCCUUUGGGGCUCCUCGACGUUGACAGCAGCAACAGCGCUUGUUAAUCGUUGACUCGUGGUGAAAACUCGCGGCGAUUUUGACAGGAGGCUUGACGGAACGCGCGACAACAAACAUGGCGGCCACGCUGGCGGACGCGUGCAUCGACUGCAACUGCACCGACGUGCUCGACAUCCUGCACGACGUUUACGAAGGGCUGGACACGACGUGGCCGUGGAACGACAUCGACGGGCUCUUCGUUUACCGGCCAUGGGUGUUCUCGCUGUUGGGGAGCACCAUGGUCGGCCUCACGGGCAUCUUUCCCUUGUGGCUCAUCCCCAUACAAGACGGCGUGGAUCUGAAAACCGGCGAGAAUGGCGGCACUUUGAAGAUCCUGCUGAGCUUCGCCGUGGGUGCGUUGUUGGGUGACGUUUUCCUACAUCUUUUGCCGGAAGCUUUUGAGAGCGAAUUUCAGAGACGAGCCGAGGACAGUGAAGCGUCUACACCGGCUGGUCUGUGGAUAUUGUCCGCUUUUCUGUUCUUCGUUAUCUUCGAGAAGAUCAUCGCAGCUGUGAAUGAGGAAGCGCCGAUCAUUACGGAGCAGCAGACUGAUGAUGAAGCCUCGAUCCAGGACACGAGCCCGGAGAAAGAGAUGGACAACAAUAACUGUAUUACGCUGAUGAACACUGAGACCGCGAAGAACGGUUACGCGAAGGAAUACUUGCGAGACAACAACGAGAUGCAGAUCUUUCUACGGAAGCAAUCGGACAAGAAUGGAUUCGUGCAAAUACCGAUUGGUAUGAAAGAGUUGCGUAAGAACGGCUUCAACAAAGACGUGAACGUUAUGAAAUCGGCAUUAGCGAGCAAGUGCCCCAAUGACGGGCCGUUGAUGGACGAGACGAAGAUCUGCUUGAAGAAACUGGCGAAGAGCAACGGCUUCACGUCGGCGCUUUUACGCACCGACGAGCCUGCCACACUCCCGAAAAACAUGGUCGGCCGCCUGAUCAUCAAGGCGAACAAGCUCAUGUCCGACUUGUCUCAUGCCAAGUUUUUCAAUCCUCAGUCCUUCCCCGGGUACCUUAACCUUUUGAUGAACUUUCUCGACAAUUUCACUCAUGGCCUGUCUGUGGGUGGUUCGUUCCUCAUUUCCUUCCGUGUAGGUAUCCUCAGUACGUUCACUAUUUUGGUGCAUGAAAUACCUCAUGAAGUCGGAGACUUCGCUAUUCUACUGCGCAGCGGAUUUAGCAGAUGGGGCGCUGCACGAGCGCAGUUAGUCACCGCUGGCGGUGGUAUCGUUGGUGCUUUAGCUGCUGUAUUCUUUUCUAGUGGUCUGGAAGAAAAAACCAAUUGGAUAUUGCCAUUAACUGCAGGAGGAUUCAUACACAUCGGCCUGGUAACCAUCUUGCCCGAUUUAUUGAGAGAAACAAACCCGAUGGAGUCUUUAAAACAACUCUGUGCUCUACUUUUUGGAGUUGCCGUAAUGGCCGCGUUGAUGUUCGUUUAGUUCUGAUACACGCUAUUAAUAUAUUUGAUCACAUCUCCAAAAUUAGUUAUAUUAAGUAGAAAGUUAUUAUGUUAAUAUAUACGUAUAUUGAGUAUAAUUUUGCCGGUCCCAUUUCUACUUUUCGGUGCGUAUGUCAGUACUCGGAUGUUGCCAUAAAGUUAUAUAAUAUAUGUUGCUCAAUUGUGGGAAAAUUUUAUCGAGAAGGUUAUAUAGCAAUGAGAAUUGACUGACCAAAUUCACGUAUGCGAUGAUGAUAAUGUACGUAUAUACACAUU